Nothobranchius furzeri (turquoise killifish) is the source of this 3661-nucleotide messenger RNA. It is a transcript of the gene fech, whose product is annotated as ferrochelatase. Gene Ontology annotation, biological process: heme biosynthetic process. Gene Ontology annotation, cellular component: mitochondrion. Gene Ontology annotation, molecular function: protoporphyrin ferrochelatase activity. The record is from RefSeq and is a predicted model, not a curated record. NCBI's taxonomy places the organism in Eukaryota, Metazoa, Chordata, Actinopteri, Cyprinodontiformes, Nothobranchiidae.
GAAACGGAAUAGCACCGUAGAUUCAUCCGAUGGUUUCUGCGAGAGAACCAACUGCAGCGCGCCGUCUCACAGAGGCGGUUUAGUGGUUUAUCUCAUGUUUCAGGCUUACAACCGAACGCUGACAUUGACCGUCACGCUAGCACGUAAAGUUGAAAGAAACUGAAGCUAAACAGCUUCCUGUUAUUUAUUGUAAUUGUAAUGUUUUAUUGAUCUUGUUAAGGUGUAAGAUUACUGCUUUUUAACUUUCGCCGAAAAUGGCCCAAACUGAGCUUUUUAUUUUUAUUUUACUCGUCUAAUUUUCACCUUUUUUCUUUAUAACGACCUUUAUUGUACAUUUUUGUGACUGAUCGUGAGUGUUUCCGGUGUGGUUUCCGGUGUUGUGGAGUUCAGCCAACAGUCGAUUACAGUUGAAGGUCCGUGUUACAUAACCAUCUUAUCCCUUGCCGGUGGUGAAUUUAGUGCCGUUGCUAGGAGCAGCGUCGGCCUGAGUGUGAGGAGACGCUCCACUGCUGCUGCUUUAGCACAGCGUGCUGCUCCAGAGAUACAAGAAAGCAGGAAACCUAAAACUGGGAUCCUGAUGCUGAACAUGGGAGGACCUGAGAAGCUGGAAGACGUUCACGACUUCCUGCUGCGGCUCUUUAUGGACACAGACCUGAUGAAACUUCCUGUGCAGAACAAGCUCGGACCGUUCAUCGCUAAGCGGCGCACGCCGAAGAUCCAGGAGCAGUACAGUAAGAUCGGAGGAGGCUCCCCCAUAAAGCACUGGACCUCCAUGCAGGGGGAGGGCAUGGUGAAGCUGCUGGACGACAUGAGCCCAGACACAGCUCCUCACAAGUUCUACAUCGGUUUCCGGUACGUGAACCCGCUGACGGAGGAAGCCAUCGAGGAGAUGGAGAAGGACGGAGUGGAGCGGGCGGUGGCCUUUACUCAGUAUCCUCAGUACAGCUGCUCCACCACAGGCAGCAGUCUGAACGCCAUCUACCGUUACUAUAGCAACCGAGGAGACCGGCCAAAGAUGCGCUGGAGCGUGAUCGACCGCUGGCCCACACACCCCCUACUGGUGGAGUGUUUCGCCGAGCACGUCAGAAACGAGCUGCUGAAGUUUCCUGCAGACAAACGAGACGACGUGGUCAUCCUGUUCUCCGCUCACUCGCUGCCCAUGGCUGUCGUGAACAGAGGUGACCCGUACCCUCAGGAGGUGGGGGCCACGGUUCAGAGAGUGAUGGAGAGCCUGGGAGACUGUAACCCAUAUAGGCUGGUGUGGCAGUCCAGGGUGGGACCCAUGCCGUGGCUCGGCCCGCAGACCGACGAGGUGAUCAAAGGCCUGUGUGAACGAGGGAAGAAGAACCUGCUGCUGGUUCCCAUCGCCUUCACGUCGGACCACAUAGAGACGCUUCACGAGCUGGACAUCGAGUACGCUCAGGUUCUGGGAGAGGAGUGCGGCGUGGAGAACAUCAGGAGAGCAGAGUCUCUGAAUGGGAACCCGCUCUUCAUGAAGGCCCUGGCGGACCUGGUCCAGUCCCACCUGAAGUCCAACGAGCCGUGUUCGCGUCAGCUGACCCUCCGCUGCCCGCUCUGCACCAACCCCACCUGCGGAGAGACCAAGGCCUUCUUCUCCAGCCAGAAACUCUGACAGAAGCCGGUGCUCACAUGGACACCUACACACCACGAGGCCCUUUUUAAAAAAAAACUAACUCUGGAGCCGAAGGCCUUCUGCACCUUCUAACGUGUACUAUCUUCUCAGCAAGGGUGUCGAAAACUCAGAAAACACAAACACGGAGGACGUGACUUCUGCAUCUCCGUCUGUCCUGCAGGUUCUUCUUGGUUGAAGUCUCUUUUCAGCUUUUCAUUUGAAUUUUCUGUGCUCACAUUCCACUCGCUGGCCUUUGAAGCAUCAGAGACGCGUCUAGCUUUCUUCUGGUGAGCCGUGGUGAAUUUAUUCUCGGAUUCCCAAAAUAAACUCACCAAGAAACGCACCAACAGAGGUAUUCUACAACAAAGACCAGAGCAAAUCAAACUCAUGAAAACUUGCUUCUUUUAUCCAGGUUUCUCGUCUCUGCUGGACAAAAACCCGUAAAUGUCACAUUUGAGUCACGCAAAUUCUUCCAUUGGUCUGGAAAACGCGGAAUGUGUAGAAACUGGAGUUUAGAGAAGCAGUUGGAGUCUUGAUGCCAUUUCUAUGUUUGGUUUCCUCUGAUUCGUCAUCCGAGUGCAGUGUUCUCACACCGUUUCAUCCACUCAAAAACUCCAGCUGCUUGGUUCUGUCAACGGUUCUAAAGAACCCAGAACACCCUUCAGCUGGAUUAAUCUCACAAUUUGAACCUCAUCUGCUGCCUGAUUCACUCUGAGUGAAGGCAGAAGGGGCAGUUUUUCAUUUCUGAUCUGUUUUUGUAACGGCUGACCGAACAGAAAACGUGCCUUCACUUUUACACUGAAGGAUCAGAACCACUGGACUCGUCCUGCUGUGACCUGAGCCCCGGUAGAACCACGAAGCUUCAGCUAACGAGGCAAGCUAUUUGAGGUUUUGCUUGGAAAAGGGGUUGAGGUGGUUAGCAGGUGAGCUAACUAGCAUGUAGCAUCGUUCUAAUGUAUAAAACAGAUUAGCCAAGAGGCUGUUAGCAUUCUCAAUAAUAAACAAAGCUACCUUUGCUUCUAAGCUGAAUUAUUUUUUAUACGUUUACCUUGAAACCGCUAUUUUCCUGUGAUGCUAACUUUAAGGUGGCAGCAUUUGCUAACUGCACACACACUUUGCUAGUGCUUUGUGUGGUUGCUAAUGGUUACCAACAGCAAGUCAACCUAAAACAUUUUAACAUUUACAAACCAAUAAAAUGUUUUCUUCGCCCUCAGUUUUAGAAAAUGGCGACACGUUGCGGCAGCCGCUAACCGUUAGCAGAGCUGUACUACAGUUCUCGCUUCGCCCAUCAUUUCAUCUUCCACGAUGUAACUCAGAGAGAAUUGCACUUUAUUUUCUCUGGAACAAACUGCGUUACUUUUCACGAUCUUCCACCGGCAGACAGGUCCGGGUCGGUUAAUGCAUGAGACUGGCUCACCCCUUGAGUUUAGGUGCCUUUUAUGUGCUUAAAUUAUUCAUAGAUCAGUGUCUUAAAUGAAGCUUUUUUCUGAAAUGGAAUUUCAAACUUAGUAGAAAAGAUGCACGGAGUCAGCGUUGGACAUUUAUAAUAAAAACUACAGUUUGGCUGAAUUUGAAUAAAAGCUCGCUCUGUCUAAAAGUUUAUUGUUUAUUAUUGGUUGUUUUAGUUCAAGAUGAGACCUUUUUCUCUUUAAUUGAGUUCAUAGAUGUACAUAUAUUUAUUUAGUUGUUUAAAACUCAAAAUUUCUCCAAUACUUUCUUUAGCAUGACAUCUAGUGUCAUGCUAAAGAAAGGCAAAUUCGUCUGAUUUUAUUUACCAGCUGGUUUGACAGCUCUGCUGUUGAACCGGCGACGUGUGUUGAACUAAAAAUGCUGAUUUAGUCACACAAACAAGAAAAACGCUGCAAAAAAAAGUGUAACUUAAGUUUUUAAAUGUGUAGAUGUAUUUAUUUUGGAAGUUUUUUGUUUCACGCCCCUGUGUUGGAUCGUGUCUUUGAACUGCUUUUGUAUACAUUUGAGAACAUGGUGUCAGUCACACGUGUCUUCCUUCAGAAUAAAAUAUAAAAAAUG